GGGUUAUGGAGGGUAAGAGGCGGCGCAUAGGGGUGCUAGGGCAAAAGUUGAACAUAUUUAGAGGGAGGUAAAUGAAGGACUGAGACACUUUGGUUUGGUGCUAGUCAAGAUGAAGUCAUACGUGCCUCUCUUGGCCCUGCUGCAGGCUCUGGGAUGCUCUGGAAUCCCACUGUACAACUCUCAGCUGGAGUCCAUGGCACAGAGGGGUCUUGGAGCAGCUCUGGCAGAGGUCAAUUCUGCAUAUGCUGUCAGCCAUCUUUACCGGACAACUCAAGGAUCUGUCACAAGGGUUAUUCCCAUGGGCCAAGACACCGUUGACCUGCUGAUGAUAUUUGGCAUUAAAGAGACGGAGUGUGUGAAGGCUUCCAGAAACGACCCCCAGACAUGCCCCUUCAGACCUGGCUUCUUUGUGCCAUCCUUCUCCUGCUCCAGUCGGGUUCGAAUGUCGGCCACCUCCGCCCAGGUGGUUGCUCUCAGAUGCGGCCACGACGGGAGCUCCAGCUCAGAGUCCAGUGAGGAGAUGGUCUCAAGAGGGAGACACCAGUUCAAUAUCCCCUUUGCAAAUAGAGUCCCGGCUCCUUCUGCACCUCCUCCUCCACCCGCCCAGCCUGGUCGCUCCAUCCACAGCCAGACAGUGGAAGUCCGGCCCAGAGGAGACACUUUCAGCAACUACCUGGAGUGAAAGUUCAGCUCACUCUAGAAACAUUUAGGUGCUGAUCAGAAGACAAACUUGAAUUAAAAAACGGAAUUUGCA
Siniperca chuatsi (mandarin fish) is the source of this 754-nucleotide messenger RNA. RefSeq names its product secreted phosphoprotein 2 (gene spp2). Bases 110 to 682 code for a protein of 190 amino acids. The transcript has 6 exons. Gene Ontology annotation, cellular component: extracellular region. The record is from RefSeq and is a predicted model, not a curated record. Lineage: Eukaryota; Metazoa; Chordata; Actinopteri; Centrarchiformes; Sinipercidae. Gene Ontology annotation, biological process: bone remodeling.